Vollenhovia emeryi is the source of this 3975-nucleotide messenger RNA. RefSeq names its product protein brunelleschi (gene brun). The transcript is spliced from 12 exons. Gene Ontology annotation, cellular component: trans-Golgi network. NCBI's taxonomy places the organism in Eukaryota, Metazoa, Arthropoda, Insecta, Hymenoptera, Formicidae. The record is from RefSeq and is a predicted model, not a curated record. The coding region runs from base 207 to 3770 and encodes 1187 amino acids.
CCUCCUUUCCCAUCGACACCAGCUGCGACAGGUUGACAACCCGUCAAUGUUGUGUUCCUUCAAAACUAACUUUUUAUUUACGUAGUGCAAGAACGAGGCGCCGCUCUACCCUCCGACGAGGCGGAGAGAUGACAGGUUCGGCGAGCGCAUUGGGGCGCGCGUAGGUACCAAAAGUCCGAGUACCGUCGAACAAAUCGAUGGCAUAAAUGCGCUCGGCUAUCAGCGUUAUCCUGUCGAGUCCGGUGCCCGACAACAAGAUGUCCCAUCCCGAUUACGAGCAGACCGCCCACGAUCACGCCGCCCUGCUGCUGCUGCUGAGGCCGGUCGGUACGCAGAUCAAGCCGAAGACGGUGAGUAGGUUAUGCGAGCGGAUCGUCAAGGCCGGCAGCAGGUUCUCCGUGUCCGACUCGAGCGGCGGCACCCGGGAGAUCCUCGCCCGAUUCGUCCGGGAGCAUCCCGUGGAGAACAACGACUGGGGGGACUUUCAGACGCACAGGAGACUCCUGGGCCUGAUCACGUUUGGCAAGUACGACAAUCAGACUGAGCUGAACGAGCUGUGCAGAGUGCACGAGACCCUCAAGGUCAAGUACAGCAGCACCCUGUACGACUCGCGCGCCAUCCUCUUCGGCCCCCUCGAGUCCAACGGCCGGCACGAGCCGCCGCCGGGCUACACCACGCCCGGCAACUUCAAGACGCGGGCGGUCUUCUACGCGGACGAGGCCUGUCUCGAUCUCGAGACGCAAACGGCCGAGUAUCUCAAUUUCCUCUUCUGGAUCUUGGAGUCCAAGAGGCUCGAGCGCUCCAGGGAGAAGAUAGACCGCGUCUCGCUUCUGCUUGCCCCGUUCGAGAAGAAGGAUUUUAUCGGAUUGGACCUCGAGUCCAGAAAUAACAAGAAGAGAUGCGUAGGUCGCAUGACGAAGCAUCUGGGAGAUCUGUGUCUACAAGCCGGACUUCCAGCUGACGCCCUGAACAAUUACAAUUCCGCGGCGAAUAUUCUGCAGGCCGUCAACGACUGGCUGUGGCUGGGGGCGGCGUACGAAGGUCUCUGCGCUGCCUCGGUCUUGGUCCUUUAUCCUAAUAUGUGCCGAAGUCUUCCGUUGCAAAGAAAUUCUUCCCUGCAAGAAGGAAGUCCAAGUAAGCAGAGACGAGGAUCACAGGCUCUCACAGUCUUGCCAUCUCCGCCCAGUAUAGACAUGGUAAAGGCCAGCAUGCCACAUAUUUCACUACCUGAGGAAAUAUCUAAGAAAUAUCGCGAAGCUAUAGUGCAUUAUAGUAAAUACCAAUACGCAGGUAUUAUUGAAACUGAAGCGAGUUUCAAAGCUACAAGAAUCUCAAUAGAGCAGAACUGUACCUUACAAGCUGCGUCGUAUUUAAAUAAUGUUGUGCUAAUCAAUUUGUCUCUCAGCGAGCAAGAAAAAAUUGAUCGAUUUACCACAUUGUCAGAUCUGUACACGAGCUUUGGUUUUGAUAGAAAAGCGUCAUUCUGUAUGCGAUUGGCCGCGACUCGUCACGUGUCGCAAAACAAUCCUAAUCCAGACUGGCAACAAUGUUACAAUUUGAUGCUGCAAGCUACGUCUGGGUUCAAAUUAUCCUUGGAUCCUGUUGAUACGCCGCCAGAUGGACAAAGAGGAUGGCCGGCUAUACAGAUUCAAAUAAUAAACGAGCUCGUUGCUGCUGCCAAUCGAAUGGGCAAUCCGGCGCUUGCCACGAGGCACCUGACGUUUCUGCUUCAAACAAUGUAUAAUCACCUAACGCUUACUGAACGGAAGGAUAUCGCGCUGCAGCUACAAAACGUAUCUCAACAGUGCGAGGGUGCACCAGUCCCCCUUGUUUUAGAUUCUGGUACUGUCAUACCACCGGCUAAUUUGUUAAAUAUACCAAAAACAAAAUCGUUCGCUCUGAAAAACAUGCAGCCGCACUUGCAGCCUCAAAAGAUAGAAAGAGUGAAGGAAGAUCAUGGCCCAUUUUUAUUCACGCCAAUUAACUUUGGAUCGCUGGAGCGCAAAAAUACUUCCAAGAGCAAAGUUGAUUAUCUGUGGGUGGAAGGAGAUAUCUGCGAGGUGUCGAUGCAGCUCAUAAAUCCUUUACCGUUUGAACUGCACGUCUCUAACAUGAGACUCUUGACAAACGGCGUAGUGUUCGAGUCGAUACCGGAAAGUAUCAGCCUGCCCGCCGAGUCCGGUCCUAUUGCAGUUACUUUGGCAGGCAGACCCAAGGAAGUUGGAGAUUUAGAGAUACUCGGCUUCAGCACGCACACGUUAGGAGUUAAAUCUAACUGUAGAUUGAGAUACAUGGGGGGUAUGUUACAUCCUCAAUACACGGUCGAAGUCAUUCCAGCCUUGCCGAGAAUCGAUGUCGCGACUAGUUUGCCUCAAACUGCUAGUUUCAGCUCCGGCGACAAUAUAGUCACCAGCGCGAGUAUAUCGCUCUAUGGCGGCGAAAGCGCCGAGUGUACCGUAACAAUAACGAACGCCGGUCAGGUUCCUAUCGAAAUGGUCGAGCUGUCGGUGCAGUCCGCUCUGGAUGCUGUAACUGAGGGUAAAAUUUUCAAGUGGAGCGAUGAGAAUCUAAUGACACAGCUGCCUUUACAGCCUGGCAGCAGUGCGAGUCUCACUUUGUAUCUGUAUGCAACGACGGAUUUUAUAGCACCUUCGAUUAGAAACGAUGCGAGCAGUACCUAUCUUAGUCAACCAAGCAGUCUAAUGUCACAUUCAGGCCACAGUUCUCUGCCAUCCAGGCUCAGUUCUCCGUCUCACACGAAGAGACAAUCCGAACUGACCUCCUCCUUCAGGUCAGGAGUAAGCUCGCACUCCGGCCAUUCUUCCUUUGCGAGCACGCGUCUGUCGAAACUCGCGGUACCUUUACACAUGUCUAACAUUAUCGAGGGUCAGUUGAGGAUAAAAUACUCGGGAGGUGCAGGCCUGACAACUGGCUACUGCAGGAUCUCGUCUGUCUUUAUAACCAUCGAGAUGCUACCCAGCGUGCAGAUCACUAACUGGGACGUAUUGCCGGCCGAAACACCAUUGCAAUUUUAUCUCGUGCUGGACGUGACGAACAUGACGAAUCACGAAAUGGAGUUGCACUAUACGCAAAACAAAUGUAUAUACAUGGAGGGUAAAGAACCAUGUAGAAUUCCCGUUCCAGUUGACCGAUGUCCACUUAACAAGUUAUCUAUGUUGAAUGGUACUGGCGACACGAGUGAACUCCAAAAAGUAUGCGCCGAGCACAUAGCCUCACUGGUCGAUCUACGCUGGCAAUUGCUGGGCACCGAGUCAACGGGAAAAGCAACCCUAUCCGGCAUCACUCUAACUCAGGAUAUGUUGGAUCUGGUCAGAAUGAGCCCUUUACAGUGGGAGAUAACCAUCAACGAUAUCAUUGUGAAGGCACAGGAGGAACUGUCGUGCGCUUUGGGCGAAUGUAUCAGCGUCGGCGUGGGAGUGUGCAACGCGCUAGAACAUCCGCUGAGCGACCUUACGUUGUCCGUUAAUUUCUACCAGGACCAUCAUAACGGAGUUAACAAUUAUCAGUUGGAGACAAGACUGUCCAUAGCUGGCGCGAACAAGGUCAUGCUGCCCACUUUGCAGGAAUACGGCAGAGCCUAUCACGAGUGUCGCGUGGUAUUUUUCACCGCUGGUCAGUACAAAAUAGAUAUUCAAUGCAGCAGCAAAGAGUCUGCCCCGAAUUCGCCGAUACUCUACUCGGAGCUUGUUAACGCGGGGCAUACGUGGCGUUAUAUACCGCCCAUCGAAAUAACUGUCGACGACUAUUAAUACUAAAUAAAUGUAAAUCACUGUCUGCACCUAUAAACUGUAACAAUUGUAUAAAAAAAAGAGCCAAAACGUUGUAUUAGUAAUAUAUAUAUUAUAUAAAUAAAUAAAGAACCGAUAUUUACUUUAAUGAAAUUAAUAAUUGUUAUAUGUAAUUCUGUUGAGUACAAAUAUACUUGCAACGAGUUUGUAUACGUGAACGUUAAAA